AUGCCAGCAAUCGCGUUGCAUGUUCCUCCGGCGUCGGAGUCUACAACGAGGCCUGCGGAUCUCGAGGCCAGUCUGUUGCGUGUUUAUGACUUGGUUGUCAACUUGCCGGUCCACACCCUCAAAGAAGACGGGCCCUCUAGAAUUGAGAAAUUGCGCCGUGGCCGGCAGGAGGCGACGGACGAGGCGGUUGUGCUGGCUGAGGGUGAGUGCGGGUGGUGCUGCACCUCGGAGACACCAGUUGCUGGCUCGGUUGUCGGGUGGACGAGAGACUUUCUAGUCGAGUCAACCCUUAUGGCGUCCAGUUGGAGUGCCCAUUUUCGGACCGUGUGCCGCGAAAAUGCUGCAAUUGUGCAAGUCGAUUAA
Protopolystoma xenopodis is the source of this 363-nucleotide messenger RNA. The record is from the annotation of a GenBank genome assembly. NCBI's taxonomy places the organism in Eukaryota, Metazoa, Platyhelminthes, Monogenea, Polystomatidea, Polystomatidae.